CCGACUUCCCCUGUACAUUUGACCUUUCUAUUAACACCAACCAACAACCAAAAAAAUUAAACUAAUCAUCACAAUUCUCAAUCCACAGAUCCCAAAAAUUCAAUCACACUCAUCUUGAAUAGUAGUACUUUAAUAAUCUUCAAAUACUAUAAAUAUAUUCAGAAAUAAUGUCAACCGACACAGACGACGAAGACGAGCUCUUACAGAUCGAAUUACAGGAGCAAGCACAACGCAAUAUCAAUUACCAGAGACCAGCUAAGCAACCUUCAAAACCAGUUCGCAACUUCGUUCAGCCGCCGUCUCAGCCUAACUUGAGAGCCGGUGCUGCUACGUCGGAGAGGAAGAACCCUAGUGUUGCCGCCGCGAUGCACAAGAGUAGUAAUCAGCAGAGGAAAUCUGUGGAGGAUGACGAUGACUCAGAAAUCGAGAUGCUGAGUAUAUCAUCUGGUGAUGAGGAUUCCUCCAAGGAUCGCGGGUUUGGGUCUAGGAAUCGGGUGGUAAGUGGUGGAGGGAGAGUUGGGAAGGAGGAUGAUGGAUUGUGGGAUGGUGGUGAACCUGAUUCGUGGAAACGUGUUGAUGAAUCUGAGCUAAGACGCAGGGUUCGUGAGAUGAGGGAGGCAAGAGUGGUUGCAACCACUCAAAAGCCUGAGCAGGAGAAGACAGCAGUGCCAAAAAAGGAUCUUAAUAAUUUGCAGUCUUUUCCUCGUGGCAUGGAAUGCGUCCAUCCUCUAAAAUUGGGGAUAGUGGACAACAGAACAUUAAGGUUAAUUAGCGAGAACAUAUCAAGUUCCCCAUCCAUAGGCGACAGAGAUCAUUUAGAUCCCAAUGUUCGUGAGAGGUUGAAUUACUUCUCUGAGAAAUUUGAGCCGAAGUUGUUUCUCUGUCGAAUUCACCAAGAUACCAGUGCAUCUGAGUUAGAAUCAGGUGCUCUUGCUGUGAAGACUGAUCUUAAAGGACGUACCCUGCAGAAAAAACAGUUGGUUAAAGAAAAUUUUGACUGCUUUGUAUCCUGCAAAACAACAAUUGAUGAUAUUGAAUCGAAGUUAAGGCGGAUUGAGGAAGACCCUGAAGGUUCCGGAACCUCUCACUUAUUUAAUUGUAUCGAAGGAGUCAGUUCAAUUGCUAAUCGUGCUUUUGGGCCACUAUUUGAAAGACAAGCUCAAGCUGAGAAAAUAAGAUCUGUUCAAGGAAUGCUGCAAAGGUUCCGAACACUAUUUAACUUGCCCAGCACGAUUCGUCAUAGUAUUAGUACUGGUGAAUAUGACCUGGCUGUCAGGGAGUACAGGAAAGCAAAUUCAAUCGUUCUUCCUUCUCAUGUUGGAAUUUUGAAGCGUGUACUUGAGGAGGUUGAAAGAGUUAUGCAAGAGUUUAAAAGCAAGCUUUACAAGUCUCUGGAAGAUCCUCAGAUUGACCUAACAAAUCUUGAAAAUAAUGUGAGACUCUUGUUGGAGUUGGAACCCGAAUCAGAUCCUGUAUGGCAUUAUUUGAAUAUACAGAACCACAGAAUCCGAGGUUUGCUUGAGAAAUGCACUUUGGAUCAUGAAGCAAGAAUGGAAAAUUUUCGGACUGAGAUGCGUGAAAGGGCUUUAUCUGAUGCAAAAUGGAGGCAAAUUCAGCAAGAUUUGAACCAUACUCCAGAUGCUGAUUACUCUGAUUCUCUUGAAAAUACAUAUCUGACGGGUGAUUCACAACAAGUGGAAUUUACUGGUGAAAAGGUUGAUGCUCUCAGAGGAAGUUAUAUAAGGAGGUUGACUGCUGUAAUUAUCUAUCAUGUACCUUCCUUUUGGAGAGUAGCUGUUGCAGUUUUCAGUGGGAAAUUCGCGAAGUCUUCUCAGGUAUCCUCUGAUUCAAAUGUGACUGCCUCUGCGAAUAAAAGUGAAGAAAAAGCGGGAGAUGGGAAGUACUCAAAUCAUUCUCUUGAUGAAGUUGCUGGGAUGGUGCGCAGUACUAUAUCAGCAUAUGAAUCCAAGGUCCAGAAUGCAUUUGGGGAUCUUGAAGAAUCAAAUAUUCUUGGCCCAUACAUGAGUGAUGCCAUAAAGGAGAUAGCCAAAGCAUGUCAGGCUUUUGAAGCGAAAGAAUCAGCACCUUCAAUUGCUGUUGCAGCAUUGCGAACACUUCAGUGUGAGGUCUCAAAAGUUUACAUAAUGAGGCUCUGUUCAUGGAUGCGGUCUACAGUUGAAGAGAUAUCAAAAGAUGAAUCCUGGGUCCCAGUAUCUAUUUUACUGAGGAAUAGAUCUCCAUACACCAUUUCUUCGUUGCCUUUGGCUUUCCGUUCAAUUAUCACAUCUGCAAUGGAUCAGACCAGUGUAAUGAUCGAGUCUUUGCAGAAUGAGGCCAUGAAGUCGGAAGAAAUAUUCUUGCAGCUUCAAGGAAUCCAGGAAUCUGUUAGACUAGCCUUCUUGAAUUGUUUGCUGAAUUUUGCUGGUCACCUGGAGCAAAUUGGAGGUCAGCUUAACCUGAAUAAAUCCAACAGAGAAAGUCCAUAUUUUCAGAAUGGAUAUCUUGAACUAGAAGAAAAAUCAUCUGAACCCCUGCCAGGAAGUAUUGUUGAUCCACAUCUACAGCUGCUGAUGGUUUUAAGUAACAUUGGAUAUUGUAAAGAUGAACUUGCUCGUGAAUUGUACUGCAAAUACAAACAAAUUUGGCUGCAGCCUAGGGGUAAGGAUGAAGAGGACAAUGAUAUCCAAGAGUUGAUUAUGUCUUUCACUGGGCUUGAAGAGAAGGUCCUUGAACAGUACACUUUUGCAAAGACAAAUUUGAUUAGAACAGCAGCUAUAAACUAUUUCUUGGAUGGUGGAGUACAAUGGGGUGCUGCGCCAGCAGUUACGGGUGUGCGAGAUGCUGCUGUGGAAUUGCUACACUCUCUAGUAGCUGUACAUGCAGAGGUCUUCGCUGGUUGUAAGCCUCUACUGGAAAAGACGCUUGGUAUACUUGUUGAAGGCCUAAUAGAUACUUUCCUGAGUCUUUUCCAUGAAAAUCAAGACAAAGAUCUUAGAGCAUUAGAUGAGAAUGGUUUUUGCCAGCUUAUGCUUGAGCUGGAUUACUUCGAGACCAUAUUGAAUCCAUAUUUUACACAUGAAGCAAGGGAGUCGCUGAAAACAUUACAAGGGGACCUCUUAGAGAAAGCAACUGAGUGUGCUGCUGAGGCUACUGAAACUCCAACUCACAAACGCCGGCCAACACGUGGAAGUGAUGAUGUAUUUCUGGAUGACCGGCAGCAAGGGAGGACUGUAUCACCAGAUGACCUGAUUGCUCUUGCCCAGCAGUAUAGUUCUGAGCUACUUCAACCUGAACUUGAGAGGACUAGACUCAAUACAGCAUGCUUUGUGGAAUCAAUUCCCCUGGAUUCUGUUCCAGAAUCAGCAAAGACAGCAUAUGCCUCUUUAAGAGGAUCUCUGGAUUCUCCAAGUAGAAGUUUUAGGGGAUCACAACAUAUUGGUUCCCCGAGUUUCUCCAGGCCCAGACGUAGAUAAGUUAGUAUCAUUUCUUUUCUGUCAGUUUUUCUGGUGUAAUGUUUGUGCAGUUGUUUUAUUUUAGCCGUUCAUACAUUCUUUUGUUAGAAGGAAGGCACUUCGCUGAUAAUGGAAAACCAUCGCCAACCUCAUUUGAAAUUCAUUCAUGUAGAAUUGGAAAAGUUUUUCGUCAGAUGACCUUUUCAAGGGUUUUAUGCAAUUUAGUUGAAUGAAAAUUUUGUAUCUUGCAUUUGGAUAA
Messenger RNA from Solanum dulcamara, 3711 nucleotides. Its product is annotated as exocyst complex component SEC5A-like. The transcript is spliced from 21 exons. The record is from RefSeq and is a predicted model, not a curated record. Bases 168 to 3473 code for a protein of 1101 amino acids. Gene Ontology annotation, cellular component: exocyst. NCBI's taxonomy places the organism in Eukaryota, Viridiplantae, Streptophyta, Magnoliopsida, Solanales, Solanaceae. Gene Ontology annotation, biological process: exocytosis; Golgi to plasma membrane transport.